Messenger RNA from Microthlaspi erraticum, 201 nucleotides. The record is from the annotation of a GenBank genome assembly. NCBI's taxonomy places the organism in Eukaryota, Viridiplantae, Streptophyta, Magnoliopsida, Brassicales, Brassicaceae.
AUGGCCAGAUUCCAUGGGAAACUCUUAGUCUUGUGGGACAAGUCUGUGCUUCCUGGUCGUGAAUACAAGUCUAUCUGGUGUGCAAUGGUUGCGCUUGAAAAAACCAAGGAUGGUCAUCUUCGCGGAAAGGUUGAAUGGGCUAAUAUUGUGCUUAAGGUUCCCACUUCUUACGUUUUCUUGCGCUCAAGCUCAUCUUAUUAG